AUGGAUGCAAUUAAAAAUGCUGUCAAUGUAGUUUUGGGCAGAAAGCCGUCUGGAUCAAAAGUUCGCUAUGCUGUGGUGGGUGCGGGAAAUAUUUCUCAAGAGUCCUUUAUGCCUGGAGUUGGACAAACUUCAAAUUCUAUUUUGACCGCUCUUGUUACUGAUGAUAACGAAAAAUAUGUUAAACUUGCCAGACAAUAUAAUCUCAAAAGUUAUAAAUAUGCCGACUUCAACAAACUUUUGGAUGAAGAUGUGUGCGAUGCUAUUUAUAUAGGCACUCCAAACUGGAUGCAUCAAGAAUUUGCUGUUCCCGCUCUCGAGAAAGGAUAUCAUGUUCUUUUGGAAAAACCUAUGGAAGUAAACGAGGAGGCCUGUGUUGCUAUUAACGAAGCUCAAAAGAAGACUGGAGCUAAAUUGAUGGUUGCAUAUCGUCUUCACUUCGAAACUGGAACUUUGACCGUCCUUGAUCGAGUUCGAAAGGGUGAUUUGGGCGAACCUCGAAUUUUCACGUCUACUUUCGUUCAAGUUGUAAAAGAGGAAAAUCAUCGGGCUAAACAUGGUGCUGGACCAGUCCCUGAUUUGGGUCCAUAUCCAAUCAAUGCUGUCCGAAAUCUCUUCGGAAUGGAACCAAUUGAAGUUUCAGCUGUUGGAUUCAAGACUCCAGGUCGAGAAGCUCUCCAAAUGGAACAUGAUACCGUCUCCGUCACGUUAAGAUUUCCUGGUGAUAGAACGGCUCAAUUUACCGUUGGUUAUUCUGGAGGUCCAAUCGAUACUUAUACGAUCGUUGGGGAUAAAGGAUACAUCGAAGUAACUCCAUGUUAUAUGUUUGGAAGUGGAGUUAAGAUUGCUUACAAAGCCAAAAUCGAAGAAAAAGAAGAAUCAAAGACAUUCUCCGAAGUUGACCAGUUUGGUGGAGAAACGGAUUACUUUUCCAAUUGUAUUUUGAAAGAUCAAUAUCCGGAACCGGAUGGCGAAGAAGGAUUUUUGGACGUUCGAGUAAUCAUGGCUAUCAAGAAAGCUCUUGAAACGGGCCAGACACAGAAGUUGGAGCCGAAACAACGAUCGAAAAAACCUACUCUGGAUCAGAAGAGAAACUUAUCAAUGGCAUCAACACCAAAAGAAUUUAUCGGCCGUGAUGCUGAUCAUCCAACUGAAACGUGA
Molecule: messenger RNA, 1158 nt
Organism: Didymodactylos carnosus
Lineage: Eukaryota; Metazoa; Rotifera; Eurotatoria; Philodinida; Philodinidae
Source: the annotation of a GenBank genome assembly